CAGACCACUUGGGGGACUCGGGUAUCCCAGUCCCAGAUCAGGAGGAGGAGCUCAGUGGAGGAAGUGGCUCCACACAGCCUGGAUGUGUGUAUGUGUGUGUGUGUGUAUGUGUGGAGCAGUUACCUCCAUAGUGAGAGUGUCGCUAACCAUUGGACUGUUAACCGACAACAGAACGACACCCUCGCGGAGGAAACCUCGCGCUGAGCCGCUCUCGAGCAGUCGGACGCCAAGUUAGCCUCUUGUGUCCCCCCCUCCCCACCUCGGCACAGGUUGAAGCGGUGCAGCCGGUCCAGAAGCGAGCAGUAUGCAUUCAGACUGCAGGCUGCUAUGGGCAGAGCGGUAAUGGUGGGCAGGGGACCGACCGGGGCCGGGGUUCUCGUCCUGUCGAUUCUCAUCAAUCUCACCACGGAAGGCUGUCGAGCGCAGAAAGGUGAUGGCUGUGGCCCCAGUGUACUUGGCCCGAGCAGUGGGACUCUGUCCUCUCUGGGUUACCCGGGCACGUACCCAAACGACACGGUGUGUGAAUGGGAGAUCAGCGUUCCCCGCGGCAACAGGAUCCACUUUCGCUUUGCCGAGUUGGACAUAGAAGACAGUGACUGCCAGGUCAACUACCUCCGCCUCUACAACGGCAUUGGACCUGAGAGGAGUGAGAUUGUGAAGUAUUGCGGUUUGGGUCUGAAGGUGAACGAGCUGAUCGAGGCCACUGGCAACCAGGUCACUGUCCAGUUCAUGAGUGGGACCCACCACAGUGGACGUGGAUUCUACCUGUCCUACUCAACCACUGAACACACAGAUCUAAUCACCUGCCUGCACAAAGGAACGGAUUUCCCUGAGGCAGAGUUCAGUAAGUACUGUCCAGCAGGCUGCUUGACAUCCACUGAGGAGAUUUCUGGAACUAUACCAAAUGGCUACAGAGAGUCCUCUCCUCUGUGUGUGGCAGCCAUCCACGCAGGUGUGGUGUCCAACGCAGAGGGAGGGAGGAUCUACGUGGUCAGCAGCAAAGGCAUCCCUCACUAUGAGGCCACACUGGCUAACAAUGUCACUUCCACUGGAGGAACUUUGUCGAACAGCCUCUUCACCUUCAAGACUAAUGGCUGCUAUGGAACGCUGGGCUUAGAGAACAGUGGUGUGGCGGACACUCAGCUCUCUGCUUCCUCUGUGUGGGAAUGGAGCAAUAUCAUUGGUCAGCACAGUGUGUGGGCGCCAUCAGGGGCACGGCUUAAAAAGGCGGGGCCGCCGUGGGCACCUUCUCAGAGCAACCAAAAGCAGUGGCUGCAGGUGGAUCUUAAGAAGGAGAAGAGGAUCACAGGCAUCACCACCACUGGCUCCACCCUGAGAGAAUACCAGUGCUACGUUUCAGCGUACCGGGUCCUGUAUAGCAGCGAUAGCCAGCAGUGGAACAUCUACAGGGAAGCAAACUCUACACAAGACAAGGUUUUUCAAGGCAACAUCAACUAUCUGCACGAGGUGAGGAAUAACUUCAUUCCACCAAUCGAGGCCCGCUUUGUGAGGAUCAAUCCAACCCAAUGGCACCAGAGAAUUGCACUGAAGUUGGAGCUGCUUGGCUGCCCAAUUCCUUCAGCGAGGCCAAGAACAGAUCCAAGGCCGAGGAUGUUGCCCCCCUCUCGUCACUCUCCACCAUCUGUGGGUACGAAACGCCCGCCUCACCUUGGUCAAACCACACACACCCCAGACAUCAGAAACACUACUAUGCCUCCUCACACUGGCAAAGAUGUGGCACUGGCAGCAGUUCUGGUUCCCGUAUUGGUCAUGGUUCUGACGGGUCUCAUCUUGACUGUGGUUUGUGCUUGGCACUGGAGGAACAGAAAAAAGAGCUCUGAAGGGACAUAUGAUCUCCCCCACUGGGAUCGCACAGACUGGUGGAAAAGCAUGAAGCAGCUGCUGCCCUCUAAGAUGGUGGAAACGGAGGAUUCAGUUCGGUACAGCAGCAGUGAGGUGGGGCGGCUUACAGGGCGAGGUGCUGUACCCAGACUACAUGCUGAACCUGCAGAAUAUGCUCAGCCCCUGGUGAGUGGUGUUACAACAUUAGGCGCCCGGUCAACCUUCAAACCCGACGAGGGGCCCGAUCCAGGAUACUCAGAUCCUGACCUGUACGACGCUCCCAUCUCACCAGACGUGUACCACGCCUAUGCAGAACCCCUACCAGCUUCGGGAUCUGAAUACGCUACGCCCAUCGUGGUUGAUAUGGGUUGCCACCCGUCAGGGGGCUCCUCCUUGAACCAGCCCUCCACCGUGUGCAGUUUCAUGGGUGCCGGGCCGGCCGCACUGCUCACACGGACGGACAGCAGCCAGUCAGGGAGGUCGGCUUACGACACCCCCAAGAACGCCACUGGACAGGUCACACCCACUGAGGAUCUGACCUAUCAGGUACCUCAGAGUAGCACUCAGAAGCCAUCAGGACAUAGCUGAAGAGUCUGGAUGCACAUGGCCUUAAUCUGCCCCUCACUGCCAACACAACCCACUGGACCAAGAUAUGGGGGUUGUUAGAGGAGGAGGAGCCCUUUGAGCCCUGGAGCCUGGGCUCGAGCCUUGAAUGAACACUACCUUAGCUUUAGAUUCAUCUGGAGAUGUCUGUAUUGCCUAAAUGUUUCUGCAUGGCCACAAUCUGCUUGUGUAGUGCCAUUACAGUCCUAUCACUGAAACCACAACGUUGAAUGUGUUCGUGCCACGUGUGAGAGGCGGAUGGAUGAAGAGGAGAAAGCUGACUACUAUUUGAUAAAAACUCUGUCCCUGUUCUGUGAUCCUUAGUAGUUGUUGCAUUCUGUGAAACUGUGAUUUCCAUUAUUUCAAUGUUUUUCUGUUACAUACUGAAUCAGGUGAAACCGGGAUGUACCUGAUGAUUUACAUUCAAAGAUUUAAGGGUUCUCUUACUGAAUUAAUUGCAUGUUGCAUCAAGUAUCCCAAAUCCAAAGUCAAAGAAUUCCUUCUCUCGUGAAACUCUACAGUAGUUUCCCACGGUACGUUUUGUCUUACUUUGUUUAAAAGCAUGACUUGAAAUUGUGUAUAGUUCUAGUAAUUCCAUUACUGCAAACCUGUUUAAACUCUCAGAUGAUUUACUGAUAUUUAUUUUUAUUACACAUCCUGCUGAAAAGGAGAAACUCUUAUUAAAAACAGCCCACCACUAGCCUCACUGAUUACAGGUCAAAGAAUUGUGGUCGCACUCUUGCAGACUGACAGUAAGUAGUUUUGAUCAUCAGAGAUGUUGCAUGUUGCUUUGAAAAGGCCAAUCAGUAGGAUUGAUCCAGUGAAGUCCCCAAGCAGAAAAAAAAACCUUUUUGUCAGACCAAAUGUUGCCUCUUCUAUGUUAAUGCAAUGUUAAUUCACAACAGAACCAAAUUUUGACAAUUGUGCCAACAGUGUAGGUUCAGCCAAAUAGACAUUAAAGCAGUCUUAAUGUAGGAAAAAAGUUUGUUUUUAAAGGCCUAGUUAGAAGGUGAUUUCCUAGCUCAAAAGGUACAGAGACAGGAGGCAGAUGGGUUAAUCUGUUACAGCUGAUUAUUUCAUAGAGUUUCCUGUUCGUUUGUCCUGAACUUUUGGAUUUUAUUUGUGCAUCGUGGUGAUUUGUCUCGUGUUGAACUGGGUGUUUGAUCUGUCUUAAUGCAUUCAAAGUGUGACUCGUUCCUUCCUUGUAUCUAUGUGCAUCAACAUCUGUAUGUGUGUUAAGCUGUUUUCAGUCCUGUGUGUGUUUUUGUUGUUUGGACUGUUUUUUUAAUGCAGCUUAUAGUUGUAGUAAGAUGUGUUCAGUCGUUGUCUGUAGCACCAGUAGACUGCAUUACCCCUCCUGUCCUCCUGUGGUACUAAUCAGGCCAAACGCUCUGUGACAGGAGCGCAGAUGGAGGAAAAAAAAAUGGAACAAGCUGCUUUAUAACGUAACAGAAUAGCAACCUCACCAGAGGGGGAAGGUGUUAUUCACACAGCUGUGCCACCAAUCAUGCUUUGAUUAUGCUCAAUAACCAAAGCGACCUACAGACAGAGUUCUGGUGCUCCCCGGUCACAGAGGGAUUGUGUUUAUGUGGCUCUCACUGAUUGUAAAUAGAGAAAUAAAGAGUUUUAAAAGAAAA
Acanthopagrus latus (yellowfin seabream) is the source of this 4082-nucleotide messenger RNA. It is a transcript of the gene dcbld2, whose product is annotated as discoidin, CUB and LCCL domain containing 2. NCBI's taxonomy places the organism in Eukaryota, Metazoa, Chordata, Actinopteri, Spariformes, Sparidae. The record is from RefSeq and is a predicted model, not a curated record. The coding region runs from base 328 to 2430 and encodes 700 amino acids. The transcript is spliced from 15 exons.